Molecule: messenger RNA, 1470 nt
Organism: Armigeres subalbatus
Lineage: Eukaryota; Metazoa; Arthropoda; Insecta; Diptera; Culicidae
Product: zinc finger protein 2-like
Exons: 2
Coding region: 116-1453 (445 amino acids)
Biological process (GO): regulation of DNA-templated transcription
Cellular component (GO): nucleus
Molecular function (GO): DNA-binding transcription factor activity, RNA polymerase II-specific; zinc ion binding; RNA polymerase II cis-regulatory region sequence-specific DNA binding
Source: RefSeq, a predicted model, not a curated record
UUUUGUCUGACUUUUUUUUUGUUUAUCGAUUUCGGGUGUAAACUUUUCACGCAAGAAGGACCGUGAAUCGAAACUUUUAAAACUGGUGAAAAAUAAGUGGAAUUUGGAUGUAAAAAUGUCCAGUUGUCUUACGUGUACGAAAAGUGCAACGUCCCACGGAUCGAUCUCCAUCGCCAGUAGCAGAGCAGCACAGAAUGCUGUGGCCAAGCAUUUAUGGUUCAAAGAAGACGAAAGUUCCAACGGCAUCCUGUGUCGAACUUGCUGGACCAAAAUAGAUGAAUUCCAUCAAUUUUAUUGUGAAAUUGAAAGCAUUCACUCCAACAAACGUGCUGAUUCGAUGCAGUUAGUGAAAGUCAAGCAGGAAGAAGAGAUCAAGCGGGAAAAAGAGGUCAUGCAGGAAGUAGAGGUCAAGAAGGAAGAAGAGGUAAUCGAAAUCGCAACCGUAGAGAUACAGCACGGAGAUGACACAGUACAUUACAAUGUCACCGUUUUUGGUAAAGUUGAUGAUGAUGAUGAUGAAAAUUCGAUCGGUCUUAGUGUGAUGGAAGUGUGCAAAGAAACUGAUGACAGGCAAGAUAUUGGAAACAAAUCAGCCGGCAACGCGGCUAGUAAAGAGCCUCCCACAUUUAGUCAGGAGGCGUUGAUGGAGCUCGAUGCAUAUGCUGAAAAACUUUUGCAUUUGGAAUGCAGUUUCUGCUCUGAGGUAUAUCCUACAUUUGAUAUGCUGCAGAAACAUUCCGUGAAGUUACACCGAAAGCAUUCAACCGUGGUAUGCUGCAAAGUGAAGUAUAAUCAGCACGGCAAAUUCUACAAUCACAUGAAAUCCCAUCUGAGUACAAAUCAGUUACAGUUGGAAAAACCCUGCUCCAGUACAUCGACCCUGAAAAGGUCAUACAUAGUCAUUGAUGAUGAUCUGACAGAAUAUGAAAAGAUUAAAGGAAACAACUAUUCCGAUGACUACUAUAUCAAGGAAGACGAUGAAGAAUCUGAUAAUGGGCAAAAAACUAAAGGAAAAUGCUUGCAUAAGAGGCAUUGUGUCAGGGCUGUGCGGGCUAAACAGGCUGCCGAAGAGAAGAUACAGGCUGAAAAGUACGCUUUAAUGCACGGUGCCUUGGAAUGCAGUUACUGCCCUAAGACAUAUACUACGUUCGAUCUUCUGCAAAACCAUUCGAUGAAAACCCACCGACGGUCAACAAGCGUGCUAUGCUGCAAAAAGAAGUUUUCCAUAAGGGAAAAUUUUUACGAGCACAUGGAAAAUCACCUGAACCCAAACACGAACCAAUUUCAAUGCAACAAAUGUGACGAAUGGUUUACAAGUACAGAGGCCCUGAAAACGCACGUGGACAAGAAACAUGGCCCGGAACAGGUUUUCGAGUGCGGAAUGUGUCCUAAGAAGUUUUCUUCGAAGGCCCUGGUUACGGAGCACCGCAACAGAUGUAAGUUUUGGAAAUAGAUGUUAUAUUGAAUAAU